Mesorhabditis belari is the source of this 267-nucleotide messenger RNA. The record is from the annotation of a GenBank genome assembly. Lineage: Eukaryota; Metazoa; Nematoda; Chromadorea; Rhabditida; Rhabditidae.
AUGAGCGGUUGCAAGGAGCACAAGAAAUUUCUUCAUUCAUCACAUCAGAUGCGUCGUAAGCAAGAACGUUUUUGUCGUGGGGUUUAUGGAAGUACUCCUGCUCGUUUGCCACGUCAAAUCGUUGAAGCUCUUCCAGCCCAAGUCUUUCCAAUUCAGAGUCUCGAUGGUCGUGAGCAAAUCAAAGUGGAUAAAAAGCAAAUCGUUACACAACAGAACCUAGGUCCGGCCACCGCCGUUAUCAACCAGAAAAAAAAAUCGGGUAGUUAU